This is a messenger RNA of Athalia rosae (coleseed sawfly), 1974 nucleotides long. RefSeq lists its product as uncharacterized. Lineage: Eukaryota; Metazoa; Arthropoda; Insecta; Hymenoptera; Athaliidae. The record is from RefSeq and is a predicted model, not a curated record. Gene Ontology annotation, cellular component: proton-transporting V-type ATPase complex. The coding region runs from base 85 to 1230 and encodes 381 amino acids. The transcript has 2 exons.
CAGCGACCCUUCGCCAGUUCUUGUGAUCAGGCGCUUUUGCCUUCUGCUACAUCAACUUGUAACGUGAAGUUCCAUUCGGCAGAGAUGUCGGGGUCACGUUUGAUCUACGCUUUCGGGCUGGCCAUUCUUCUAUCACAAAUAUCUGUCAUUCUAUCUGGUGGCUCGGUCCCUGUAGUAUUCAUCGGAAGUGAAAAUCAGAAGUUGGGCGACCACGUUAGUGCGUUGGGUGUAUUACAAAAAGAGGAGUUCGAUUCUGUAGUAGAAGCUAAAGUGGGCGUAUCCCGAAAGCCGAUCGUAGUAUUUUCCAGAGACAACCUUUGCGUGGAGGAAUUGAGGCAGCAAAAAUAUGGCAAAGAUGAUUUUAAUACGAUCUAUUAUUUCCCCGCUGUUGACUCACCGCUCUCAACAUUGAGUAACCUGAAAUCUUACAAUGUGUCUACGGAUGACAAACCAGAAUCUAUAGAUGACGGUCAGGUGUACAUUGUAACGGUUGCGAAUCUCUCAACCAUACCUGAGUUGUACAAAUCCUUCAAAGCUCUCAAUUCUGAAGUCCACGUUGUUGUUACUGGAGAGUCUUGCAGUUACAGUCGUUCCGAACGAUCUAAAAGGGCCGUCACGGUCCGUGCUGAACCUGAACUCAUUGUUCAGGUGGACAAAAUACUUCUGUACUCGAGCCAAGGGAUUUACGUCAAGUUCCCGGAGAGUGAAACUAGUUACUUCCUUGGUACACCAAAAAAUACUUCUGCCGAAGGUAAUGCAACACACAGCUAUCGUUUGGACAUGGCUUUUACCGCAAAUGGCACCAAUAUCGAUGUAAAUCUGCAAUUGCAGUUUAGCGUGCUUUCGGCAGGCUACUGGUAUUUGGAAAGUGUUGGUUUUGAAGGUAACUCGACAACUGUUAGACUGACUCCUGCCAAGCCAAUUUACUUCCCAUUUGAAUUUUCUUAUCACUGUUCAUUGAAUAACAUAUUUUCCUCGAAUACGACCUCUGUGAAUUUUACCGACCUACAAGUUCAAAUAUUUUCAUCAACGAACAAUGAUACAUUAAAAUUCAGCGAUGGGUACGAUUGUGUUGGGUUUACCACCAUUCCAAUUUGGAGUGGAAUCUUUGUGACCGCUAUUAUGGCCCUCAUUAUGAUCUGGGGAUUGCUCAUGAUAUUGGACAUUCGUACGAUGGAUCGCUUUGAUGAUCCCAAGGGUAAAACGAUCACCAUUGCAACCUCGGAGUAAAAUAUUUAGUUCAGUAUUUUCCAAGAUGUAAAUAAAUAUCUUUUUGAGUGAAAGUUGAGUAAACAACGCCUAGUAAAGAUGGCAUAAAGUUUAUAAAUCACACUGAUAUCAAAUACCGAUGUAGAAAUAAUGUACGGGAAAGUAAACAUUAGGUACGUUGAGUAUUGUGUGUAGUCGUUAAUACUGAACUUUGACUCCCAAAAUACUAAUGUAACGGUUAAAACAUGAAAUCUCUUUUGAAUAGAGAACAAAUAACUUGUUGAACCUUAAUUUCUUUGCACAUAGCGAAGGAAAUUGACACUGCUGUUCCAUCUCCUUAGUGUUCCCCAACUCCUUGUUUGAAGUUUAAGAUUGUUGAAAAUGAUAGGCUAAGUUAAGGUGAUGGUUCUUAGAUUAAAAUAGAGAACUUUGUUCCACCAGUCAACAAAAAAAAAGUAUUGGUAAAUAAGUUAUUUUCAUUUCGCUGUCCUGUAUAUUAUCACACGAUCGACGUAUUCAUCCCUGGAUCAGUAGUUGACUAAGCAACUGUUACUUUAAAAAUAUGUAGGUAUGAAAAACGUAAUUUAGUGUGCAUUUUACUUUAGCAAAUGCUUCAGUCACAUAAUUUUUGAUCAAUAAUUACCCAUUCCAUUUUCGUCUCUAGAUUUAUACGUCGUGUUGUUUUGUGUGCACACGAAUGUCCCUCAUAAAUGUACAUGCAUAGUUCUUCAUUAUGUAAAAUAAAAUUGACAGCUUAGACCUCGA